Messenger RNA from Didymodactylos carnosus, 2119 nucleotides. The record is from the annotation of a GenBank genome assembly. NCBI's taxonomy places the organism in Eukaryota, Metazoa, Rotifera, Eurotatoria, Philodinida, Philodinidae.
GCGUUUCAAAAUGUGUAAAAUCGUUUUCUCUACAAUAUGUGAUCAUAACGAAGUCGAAAAAGCAGUGGGCCAAAUGCAGUGGAAAAGCGGGCCCUCCUUUUUAGCAGAGGUAGAGAACCAUGAGUACUACUACCAAAAAAAACUUCAUUGGAAUUGAUUGAGCCAUAAAAAGUUAUUGGAAAAAUAGACGCCGUGACAGAAUCAGAAAAUGGAAUUCUUUUUGGACGUUUAGAGACUUUUGCAUUUUUCUUCCGGUUGCGCAGUGGUACUAAAAUAUGUUCUAGCUGAAGUUGUUCGAAUCAAAAUGUCCAAAUACCCUUUGUGACGGAAUUUCAUCCUUUUCUGUAUAGUUUUAUUGCAGAAGCUUAAACUCAAAGGCUAAGAUAUUCAGAAAAAGAUAUUUUUAGUAGUAAUAUAUAGACUUACAUGUGCUCUUUUUGAUGCAAUUUAAAAUAAAGUUAACAAACUUGUUUAACUCAUCGAAAAGUGAUUAUAAAAACUGGUUUUCCAGAAAACCUUUUUGACUCUGAAACCUGUUCGGAUCGUCGCAACUAUCGAUUAGCGUAGUUAUGAAUUCUUUUCAAGAAAAUCUCUAGAUGAAGAAAUUGAAAUUAUAAACUUUUAAAAUUAAAAUUUUUACCUUUAAAUUUUAAUUUUUAUAAAUUUUAAAGUUGAUUUUCUUGAUCAACGUGAAAAGCCGCAUCUAAUGAUGUGACUCUCGAUUUAAUUAGGUCGAAAAUGUUUUUUGAACCUUUUGAUUUGAGGGGGGGGGGCACCGUUAGCUGGCCACGCCGUUCUGGAAAAAAUCUAAGAAAAACAAAUUUUAUAUGUUCCAAAGGGGUCCUAGAACUAAAAAAUUUUCGAUCGAAAAAACUAUUUAUUAUUAUUCAGAAUAAAACUAUCUGUUUUAUUCAGAAUUUCAUUCUGAUUCUAACCACGUAGUUAUUUCUUCCAUCAUAGCUUUGAUGGACGAAAAACUCUCUUUAUAUACACUUUCCUCGUUUCGGACUUUUUUUGGACAGAUAACUUAUCGCUUUAAAAACUUGUACGUAGGUAGAGACGAAAGAGAGAGGGAGUAUAGCAGGGCAAGUUUCGUAGAGUGUCUCUUUCAAAGAUUCGGAUUUUUAGUAAAUAAAUAUUGGUUGGCAAUUGGAAAAUUCAAAGCUUUCUUUUUCUGUUUCUAUCUGCAGGUGUGAUGAUCUGGUCAAUUGAUAUGGGUCUUGCUAGUGUUAGUGAUAAUAAAAAAGUUUUAACUAGUGUUGGAUCAGUACAUUAUGUUGCAAUCGAAGUUAUUUAUAAUCAGAUUGAUAAAACUAAAUUUACAUUUCAAAUCAAUGGUAACGCCGAUGCACGUUCUGAUUAUCGAAUUUUUACACUAAGUAAAAUUGAACAGACUGGAUCUUCUUCAUCUGCAAGUCGCGUAAAACGUGGUAGUGGUCGUAAACAAUGUUCCACGGGUACAACUGCAAUGUAUCAUGUAGGAAACUUGGUACUUGGUACAGUUUUACAAGAAGUUUAUUCUCGAUUAGUACAUAAUAAUGCAAAUCAUGAAACACGAUCAAUUACACCAAAUGAUAUAAACAAUCCAAUUGAGGAAAGUAUUGUACGUCCAAUUCGUGGUGGUCUCUUUAAUCAAGUUCGUACUGAACGUGUUGAAUUUGUUCAUGCACGUAUUCGUCCUCAGCAUUAUAGACCAAAUAACCGUGUUAAUUUUGGUGGAGGUAACACAAGUACAGAGUAUAUGAGACAACAUAUGAAUGCUCUGCCCGGCGAUGAGCGUGGCCACAUUGUUGCCAGUGUCUUCAGUGGUCCACCACAACUAUACAAUAUGUUUCCACAACACAAUAGUAUGAAUCGUAAUUAUCAUGCAUCACAUUUGCUUGUUGAUUGGCGGGAAACCGAAAAUCGAAUGCAACGACAUUUAGCUAACGGUGGUGGCGAUAUUGUAUGGAAUGUCGGAUUCAGCUACGAUAAUUUACAAACUGCACGACCAACAUCUGUUACAUAUAGUGCAACAUUUUAUGAUCGGAAUGGUAAUAUUGUAGAUAGAAUUGAAGGUACAUUGAGAAACUGCGUUGGAAAUCAAGUACUACCAAGUGGACGUACAUGUGGAUUGUAG